CCAAUUGACAUUAAGUUAAAAUAGAACCCCACGUACUCCAAGCCUUAGAAAACUAUCGAAUCCUAUCUCAAUCAAAACCGGGUCUGGCUCAAAAUUUCAAAUUGGGUUUGGCCAGAUUUUCUACAAGGAGCUAUGUAUGGAGAGUAUUGGAGAUUUUGAAGGAAACUAUUUUGGUUGAUACUUGGAGACGAAAAUCUCUGAGGCUUUUGCUGCUGAGAUUCACAAAGGUUAUUUCCUACAAAUUCAAGGUUAUUCUUAAUGGAUAAGAGUUGGAUAAACAUAUUGAAUAGGAAUGAUCCUCUAUAUGAGAAUGGAGCCAAAAAGUUUCUUCAUUUUGCCUCAUUAGAUAGGCCUAAUGCAUCUGAAAUCUUGUGUCCAUGUCAGAAGUGUCGUAAUAUGAAAUUUAUCCCGAAAGAGUUGAUUGUUGAACAUAUUGUGGUUGAUGGAUUUCUAUCUAGUUACGUUAAUUGGAUUUUUCAUGGUGAGACAUCAUCUUCAUCAAUGUCCGUAGAUAGAUCAGAUAUAGGUGAUGAAAUAAAAAGUUUGGUGCAUGAUGCUUUUGGAGUUCCUCCUACUAGUGACUUUAUUAAUAUGUACACUCGUGGUGAUAGCUUUGGUGGGUCAAAUCAACAUAAUGUGGGAUUUGAUAAGAAAACUGAAAAGUUUUUUAACUUAUUGAAAGAAGCUGAGCAUGAAUUAUAUCCUGGAAGCAGAUAUUCACUUCUUUCUUUUCUUGUUCGUCUAUUACAUUUAAAGUGUCUCAAUGGGUGGAGGAACAAUUCAUUUUCCAUGUUGUUAGAGUUGUUAAAAGAUGUGUUUCCUGAAGGUGAAAUAUUACCUAAGUCCUUUAAUGAUGCAAAAAAAAUUAUUAAAGAUUUAGGACUCGAGUACAAAAAAAAACAUGCGUGUCCAAAUGAUUGUAUGAUCUAUUGGAGUGAGACAAAAGAUCGAACUGAUUGUAAGUUUUGCAAAGCUCCAAGAUACAAACAAUUUGUAGGUGAAUCUGGUAGUUUGGAAACCUCAAAAAUUCCGGCAAAGGUGUUUAGAUACUUCCCAUUGAUACCGAGGCUUCAAAGAUUAUUCAUGUCAUCUAAAACAUCUACUGAUAUGAGAUGACAUGCGGAAGGUCGCACUAAAGACGGGGUAAUGCGGCAUCCUGCUGAUAGUAUUGCUUGGAGAAAAUUUGAUGAAUCGCAUCAAGAUUUUUCUCAAGAUCCUCGAAAUGUUAGACUUGGAUUGGCUUCAGAUGGAUUUAAUCCAUUCAAGUCUAUGUCUAUCUCACAUAGCACAUGGCCAGUUAUCUUGGUUCCAUAUAACUUGCCACCUUGGUUGUGCAUGAAACAACCAUACAUGAUAUUAUCAAUAAUUAUUGAUGGCCCUCGUGCACCAGGCAAUGAUAUUGAUAUUUAUCUACGACCGUUAAUUGAUGAGUUAAAAGAAUUGUGGGUUGGCGUUGACACUUAUGAUGCGUCAAAGAAUCAUAUGUUUCAAAUGCGUGCUUCAUUGCUUUGGACAGUCAGUGAUUUUCCAGCACUAGGUAACUUAUCAGGAUAUGGUGUGAAAACUAGAUAUGCUUGUCCAUGUUGUCUGACCAAGACUAAAUUUGUGAUAUUGAAAUAUGGGCGAAAAUAUUGUUUCAUGUUGCACCAGCGUUGGUUACCCGAUGGGCACAAGUUUCGAAAAGAUAAAAUUUCGUUUGAUGGUUUUAAGGAGUUAGAGGGAGCACCUAAAUGUUUGUCAGGUAUUGAAGUUCUUAAGCAAUUAAAAGGUAUUAAAAAUAAAUUCGGAAAACAUCUAUUGGCAAUGUCCAAGAAAAGAAAAUGGAAGAAUUCUGAUCAUGUUGACGAUGCCAUGUUGCAAUAUUUAUGGAAGAAAAACAGCAUAUUUUUUGAGUUAGACUACUGGAAAGACAAUAUGAUUCGUCAUAAUCUUGACACAAUACAUAUCGAAAAGAAUGUAUUUGACAAUAUAUUCUGGACAUUACUAAAUGUUGACGGAAAAGGAAAAGAUAAUCUGAAUUCUCGUUUGGAUUUACAAGAGAUGGGGAUUCGAAAGGCUUUGCACCCUAAAAAAAAAGCUAAUGGCAAAUACUAUCUACCUCCGGCAUGUUUCACUUUGAGCAAUGCACAAAAAGAUAUUCUCUUACAAGUUUUAAGAGAUGUGAAAGUACCAGAUGGAUAUGCUUCAAAUAUAUCACGUUGUGUUGAUCUUAAGCAACGCACUGUGCAUGGAUUGAAGAGUCAUGUCUGCCAUAUUUUAAUGCAACAACUCCUUCCUACUGCUUUGCGAGGUCUCCUUCCAAUGAAUGUCCUUAGGCCAAUGAUUGAAUUAAGUAAUUUUUUUAGGGGCAUUUGUUCAACAGUUAUGAACAUAGGUGAAUUAGAAAAGCUCCAAGAUCGAGUUGCAAUAACUCUUUGUCAUUUGGAAAGAAUAUUUCCUCCAUCCUUUUUUGAUAUCAUGGUACAUCUAGUCAUCCAUUUAGCUGAAGAAGCAAAGAUUGGCGGACCUCCACAAUACCGUUCAAUGUGGGCAUUUGAAAGGUACUUGCUUACUCUUAAAAAUUAUGCGAGGAGUAGAAGCCAUCCAGAAGGUUCAAUUGCAGAGGGAUAUUGGAUAGAAGAGUGCAUGACAUUCUGCUCAAGAUAUUUACAUGAUGUGGAGACAAAGUUAAAUCGACCUUUAAGAAAUUAUGGUUUGUAUAAUGAGAUUCCAAAUCAAGAGGGUCGUCAGUCAACUAAAAUUGAUGGGUUUACGCUUGAUGAUAUUACUCAUGCCCAAGCACACAGAUAUAUUUUAUUUAAUUCUGCUACCAUAACGCCAUACCGCGAUGAGCAUAUAAAAGAAAUCAAGAAGCAAAAUCUUCGUCUAUCGAGACAUGAUGUGGAUAAGAUUCACAAUGAAAAAUUUCACAUAUGGUUUAGAAAACAUGUUGAGAAGAUACAUAUGGCAGGUGAACAAAUACCAGAAGAAAUUCAAAAUCUAGCGAUUGGCCCAUCAAAGCAAGCAAAAAGAAUGAACAGAUAUAUAAGUAAUGGAGUUAGAUACUUAACAAAGUCUCGUGAUGCAAAGCUAAAAACACAAAAUAGUGGAGUUAUGGUAAAGGCUGCCACUCAGAGCUAUGCAAGCGCAAGAGACAGAAAUCCCAUAUUGAGUUGUAUUAUACCGCAAACCUCAAGUUUAUACUAUUUAGAUGCGAAUGGGUGGACAACAACAAGGGGCUUAUUGUGAAAGAUGAUUAUGGAUUUACUCUUGUUAAUUUUUCUUAGCUACUCUACAAAAGGCAGCACCUGUCAAAUGAACCUUUCAUCUUUGCUUCUCAAGCUCAACAGGUGUUUUAUGUCCAUCAUCCAAUGGCAAAAGAAUGGCGGAUUGUAGUUGAAAUUAAACCAAGAGGUUUUAUUAUUUAGGUGAAAAUAAACCAGCAAAUGAGCAAAUGGAAGAGCACAUGGAAUUGUGGCCCGAACAACAGCUGGAUGAUACUAUAUUUGAAAAUGAAGAGGAUAUUAAAUGGGUUAGAGAGGGUGUGCCGGGAAUAGAAAUUGACCCACUUACUUUGGAAAGUAAUGAAACAUAUGAUGAAGAAGACGACAUAUCUUAGUUACUCUUAUUUUUUUUGUCACUAUUUUAGUAAAGAUUGUUAUUAAACAUAGAUCAUCGAGUUGGGGAUUUCUUAUUGUGCUUUUUAGUUGUUUAAAUCUCAUAUGCGUAUGUGUCCUUUUGUUUGGCUUGCUAGUUUGAUAUUAAUUUAUACGUCUGGACAGUAGAAAAUAUUUUUCAAUUUUGCAGGAACAUAGUUUUUGAGCAACUUUGUUGUGAUGGCAAGAAAAAGAUAGAGAAAUUCUAGUCAAGAAAUGCUUUUGCCUGAUUUUCCGGAGCAACAAGAAGAACAAAUGGGAGGUGCGGCGAUGCCUCAACCACCUCAAAACUGGCCACAAAAUGAAAGACAAGCUAUCCGAUCUGGAAAAUCAAGAAAUAAUUCACAUGAAGCAGAAAAUUCUCAAGACUCUAGUGCUAAUGAAGAGCAAUCUAAGUGACCUAGGGGUCCUACUAUGAUGCACUCAGGAUGGGGAAAAGAUGGUGGCAUUUUACAUGUUGAGUUGAAUAAUCUUAGUCAAUCUAUUGGACCUGAUGCAGCUAGAUUGAGCUCAAAACUUGGAGUUAUAACACGAAAUGACAUUUUAGCUCCUUUAAAUCAUAAAGAUUGGAGGCUUGUGCCUAAACCGUACAAGGAUAUGAUAUGGGCUCAUAUUAAGGAAAAUACUGAUGCAACUGAGGAUAUGAGACGUAUGUUGAUGAUAUCGGUUGGAUCUAAAUGGAAAGAAUGGAAGCAUGAAGCAAAAAUGAUUGGUUAUGAGCCAUACAACAACGAUAUCGAGCGCUUAGCUAAACAUCCAGACAGGGUAGAAGAAGACCAGUGGCGUGCAUUAGUUCAUUAUUGGAGCUCUAACGAAGCAAAGAUGACAAAGAAGAAUGGUGUAAAACCAAGUCGUAUCGAUGUAUUCAAAGAAACACAUACGAGAAAGAAUAAACAACCAGUAAAUGAGAUAGCUGAUGAAACUAUG
This is a messenger RNA of Nicotiana attenuata, 4562 nucleotides long. RefSeq lists its product as uncharacterized. Bases 1147 to 3228 code for a protein of 693 amino acids. Lineage: Eukaryota; Viridiplantae; Streptophyta; Magnoliopsida; Solanales; Solanaceae. The transcript has 9 exons. The record is from RefSeq and is a predicted model, not a curated record.